AUGCUCACUCGUUUCCCAGUAAUUCUAUUUGCAACUUCAGCGCUUGCGGGAAGAGCUGGUCAGGAGCUGCUUACUAUGGAUGUGCCUUUGGACCACUUUUCACUUGUCGCCAAACAGCCAACUAUCCCCUUACACUACUGGCUUGAUACUGAGCAUUACGAUCCUGCUAAGGACCAAUGUGCUAUUUUCUACAUCAUGGGUGGAGAGAGUCCGCUCCCUGAGUCGGGAGUGAUCUAUCCCUUCAUCUCGGAAAGGUUGGCUCGCGAACACAAUGGUCUCGUCAUCGAGAGUGAACACAGAUUUUAUGGAAGCUCGAUACCACAAUCCUACGAGAAGUCCUUACCGUAUUUAUCCGUUGAGCAAAGUCUUAUGGAUCAUGCUACAGUUCUGCGACAUACUCUCGAAACGGUUGAGAAUGCGAAUCGAUGCCGUGUGAUCGCUGUAGGUGGCAGCUAUAGUGGUUUCUUGGCUCUUGCUUUCCGUCUGAGGUAUCCUAAAUUGGUAUAUGCUGCUUACGCUUCUAGUUCACCAGGUAGAUUGUACUCCCAGGAGGCCUCUCGCUUUGAUGGUAGAUAUUACAGUCGUGUAACUGAUGCUGCCGAUAGCAUUCGUUCUAAUUGUUCCAAUUCGGUUAUUAAAGCCUUUGACGACUUCGUCCACCGUUACGCUGGAAGGGUCACUUUUGAGCAGGCCAAGAACGAACUUAAAAUUUGCAAUCCCGAAGUCUUUGGUAGGGAGGAUGGCUUGUUCGAGGAGCUCGUGCAAAUGGUUCGAAUGGAGUUCUCCGGUGCUAACAUGGCAAGUUAUCCACCUAGCAGCAAUUCACCUACCUACAUGUUAUGUACAAUGGUGGAACAAUCAGGCAUUGCGGGUAUCUUCGAAGCAAUGACCCAAGGUAGAAG
This is a messenger RNA of Perkinsus marinus ATCC 50983, 902 nucleotides long. RefSeq names its product Lysosomal Pro-X carboxypeptidase, putative. The record is from RefSeq and is a predicted model, not a curated record. Gene Ontology annotation, biological process: proteolysis. NCBI's taxonomy places the organism in Eukaryota, Perkinsozoa, Perkinsida, Perkinsidae. Gene Ontology annotation, molecular function: dipeptidyl-peptidase activity; serine-type exopeptidase activity. The transcript has a single exon. The annotation marks the transcript as partial.